Molecule: messenger RNA, 762 nt
Organism: Postia placenta MAD-698-R-SB12
Lineage: Eukaryota; Fungi; Basidiomycota; Agaricomycetes; Polyporales; Adustoporiaceae
Exons: 3
Coding region: 21-602 (193 amino acids)
Source: RefSeq, a predicted model, not a curated record
GCACCGCUCGUUAUACGAACAUGCCGGCGCUGCAAUCUCAGAAAAUUCUCAAGCUACUCAUGGCUUUUAUUCUCUAUGCUCAGUAUACUGCUGCAGUCACAUCUUUAUUUAUCCCAGGCUUGGACCCUCAGGCCAUCACAGCCGACGAACUCGGAGUCGGCUCUGACGGGCUUACCACCUGGCUUAUUGCCCCAGGUCAACCUAGUGGCACUCUGACUACGACUGAAUUACCCGGGCCAGCUACGCUAGUUCUCGGGGCUUCCACGGCAGUGCUCUCGUACGCCAACCCCACCUACAGCUUCACGGCCGUGGCGGCCUGCGGCAUCAGCAGCGGCAUCGCCGUCUGCGAUGAAUUUGGCGCGAUUGGGGGUCAAAUCGGCGUCACCUCGUCGACUGUCGUGACCGAGAGGGUGCAGUCAUUUGCAGUCCAAACCGGCGGGCCGAGCAUAUCCACUGCUAGUGCCACGGUCACGUCUGGCUCUUCCCAGACGUCCGCUUCGGCCACUGCGACUAAAUCAGCCAAUGGGGCUACUGGUGUGCGAUCUGUCUCCGUGGCUGCUGUGCUCGCUAUCGUUGCUGUAGUGCACAUAAUGAUGGUGUGAUCCAGCAUUGACAGUACUAGUCCGCUAUUCUGCGUCGUCUUGUUUCCUGCUUGGGCAUCAUGGCUAUUGACAUUCUUGAUUCAGUAAUGUUGUUCCCAUGGAAAUCUGUGUGCUAUGGUCGCGUAAGGCUGUACUUUCUUCGUAUUGUCUCCUAAAUUGC